GGGCACCACAAUGGACACAGUCGAAUGCUUUCUCCAGGUCCACAAAACACAUGUGGACCGGUUGGGCAAAAUCUUAUGAACCCUCAAGUACCCUGUAGAGGGUAUAGAGUGUGGCAGCCCUACUCAAAGCAAUUAUUAAGGCAUUAUACUUUACAAAGACUUUUCAAUUACUCUACACCAGUUUAUUUUUUUUUACUUUUUGUCACAUUUGCUGAAUAACAAAAGCAAGGAAAAUUUAUAAUUAUACUUAACAUAAUAUUCUUUUACCUGAUUAUUUGGUCUUGUGUUCUUUUAGGAAAGCCUUUUAACACCUUUCCUGAAGCUCCAAAUCAGAAAUAAGCAUAUAGCAAAAUGGAUAACACGCAUGGUCCAGAGGUCAAGUUGAGACUGGACGAGGGUACUGAACAUCCCACGAACCUGAGAGGACAGUGGUCGAGCAAAAUUGAGUUUCUUUUGGCUGUUGCGGGACAGAUUAUAGGGCUGGGAAAUGUGUGGAGGUUUCCUUACCUCUGCUACAAAAAUGGAGGAGGAGUGUUCUUCAUCCCGUACAUACUUUUCCUCUUCUCCUGCGGAAUUCCUUUGUUUCUGCUGGAGACAUCCCUUGGCCAGUACACACAGCAAGGAUGCAUCACCUGUUGGAUGAAAGUCUGUCCGCUAUUUGAAGGGAUGGGUUAUGGCAGUCAGGUAGUUGUUUUGUACUCUAGUAUCUAUUAUAUAGUGAUACUAGCCUGGGCAUUUCUAUAUCUCUUCUCUUCCUUCAACUCUGAACUUCCAUGGGCGACCUGCAGGAACAGCUGGAACACAGAAAACUGUGUGGAGUUUGAUCAAAGACCAGAUUAUUUCAACAUGACUAUACCUGCAAAUGCAACCUCACCAGUGAGAGAGUUUUGGGAAAGAAGAGUUUUAAAUAUCACAGGCAGCAUCGAUGAGCUGGGCAGUGUUAGAUGGGAGUUGGCUCUCUGUCUGCUGUUGUCUUGGAUCAUCUGUUACUUCUGUGUGUGGAAAGGAGUGAAGUCUACUGGGAAGGUGGUUUACUUUACAGCUACUUUUCCUUAUGUGAUGCUUGUCGUGUUGCUCGUUCGUGGACUAACGUUGCCUGGAGCCUUGGACGGGAUCAAGUUCUACCUUUACCCAGAUCCAGCCCGCCUCGCCGACCCGCAGGUAUGGAUGGAUGCUGGGACACAAAUAUUUUAUUCCUAUGCAAUUUGUAUUGGUUGCUUAGCUGCAUUGGGCAGCUAUAAUAAGUACAACAAUAACUGCUACAAGGAUUGUGUAUAUUUGUGCCUUUUGAACAGUGGAACCAGUUUUGUUGCUGGUUUUGCCAUCUUCUCUGCUCUUGGAUUCAUGGCCUAUGAGCAGAACAUUGACAUAUCAAAAGUGGCAGAAUCAGGACCUGGUUUGGCAUUUAUCGCCUACCCUCGAGCAGUCGCCAUGAUGCCUUUUCCUCAAGUUUGGGCCAUAUUAUUUUUCAUUAUGAUCAUUCUUCUGGGACUGGACAGUGAGUUUGUAGGCCUGGAAGCUCUCACAACAGCAAUAUCUGACCUGUAUCCGUCCUUCUUCCUUGUCGGCCAUCGACGUAAACUUCUGCUUCUGUUCGUCUGUGUCUUCAGCUUCUUUGUUGGCCUUGUCAUGGUGACGGAAGGUGGACUGUACAUCUUUCAGGUAUUUGACUACUAUGCCUGCAGUGGAAUGACUUUGCUUCUGUUUGCUAUUCUGCAGUCUGUGUGCAUUGGAUGGGUGUAUGGCGCUGAGCGCUUUUAUGACAACAUCGAGGACAUGAUCGGAUACAGGCCUUUUCCCCUUAUUAAGUACUGUUUGAAAUAUGUCACUCCAGUGAUUUGCCUGGGGACUUUUGUGUUUUCCUUGGUUAAGUACACCCCUCUGAAGUUCAACAACUCAAUAGAGUACCCAUGGUGGGGUUAUGCUCUUGGCUGGUGGUUCACCCUCUCCUCAACACUCAUGGUUCCCCUAUGGAUGCUGUACAAUCUGCUCAUCACCCCUGGUACCCUGCGAGAGAGGUUCUCUAUCUUGUGCACUCCAGCUGAAGACCUUCCUCUAACCAAAUCAGAAAAAAAAGCUCUUGAACUUCUCAGCUUGCCCACGUCUCAGAGCAACAUGGAGUGAUGCGGUGAAUGAGCCCCAGAGGAGGAGACAUAGAGACAUCAGGAGUGCUAAGCCUGAUCCCUUUGGACCAUCUUUGAGAUGUUUUAACCCUUAAGGAAGACUAAACAGCUCUGCUGUUUUAUUUGAACUAGUUAUUUAUAGAAAUUGAAAUGCACAAAAAACUUGCAAAUAUUUUUUAUUAUUCCAAAAUUGUUAAGAUUUUAUAUCAUUAUUUAACAACCAAUAUACUUUGAAUGUAUUACUUUUUACCCUCUUCAGCACUACAGAGUUUUAAAAUCUGUUAAAAAAAAUUAAAAACUAUUUUAUUUAUACUAAAAACAGAAUAAGUAAAAACGUUUUUUUGUUCUUUUGCAAGAAAACCUUUACAAAUUGGCAUUUUAUAAAUCCUGUUACAUAUAAUUUAACUAUAACCCUCUUAUUACCAUCUAGCCGACACAGACAGAACUUGGCAUCAGUUUGUUAUUGCAUUCAAAAGCACAUAAAUAUUGAUUAACUGCCACAUUUUCCUACAGCCAUAAAAUCUAAAUAAAUAUAGGUAGCUCUUUAGUGACAAAUGUUGAUUAUAAUUUGGUUGAAUUUAUAUUUCUUGACACUAUUUACUUUUUCUUGAAAACAGCAACAUAAUCCAUAGCUGCAAAUUAUACAUAUCCCUGGCAGAUUUUAUGUUUAAACUAUUUAUUUUUUUAAUUUUCCCAACAUAGCCAAGGCUACAAGUAAUAGUAAUGCUGUGGAGCAGCCUGACUUGAAUUUGAUAGAGAAUCUGUGGAGGAAGCUUAAGAUUAGGGUGAUGACAAAGAAUACUUGGAGGUCAUGGCCAAAGAUAUAUCGUCCAAAUAUCUGUGGAUACAUGCAAAAAGCUCGUCAGCAAUUAUAAGAAGGGUUUGAUUGCUGUAUUGCCAAUGAAGAUUCCAUUGAUCACUGGGAAGGGUGUUCAUAAUGUUUGACAUGGCACUUUUACAUAAAAUGUCAAUAAAAACUAAACAUUUUCUUCCAAAAUUGAAACUCGUUUUACAUUGUUUUAUUAUCCUUUGAGAGGUACCUUUCUCAUUUCCUAUCAGAAACAAUAAUAACAAAGUAAAUCUGCCAGGCGUAUGAAUACUUUUGGGCUUAAAUGUAGUUUUAAUUUUAAGGUGAAGGUAAAAACUUCAUAUACUGGAUUGUUAGACAGUCAGUCCACAGACCCAGAUCUGUUAAACUAAGAAUUAAAUUGAUAAAAAAAAAAGGUCAUCACAUUCAGGAAGUAUUUGGUUUUUACUUUAUUCUUUGUAUUAAUGCAAGCUGUUUCAGUUAGACUCACAGAUUGACCCUAAGCUUUCAGAUUGUUAUAUUCUUUUCAAGAUUUAAAAUCAUAUUUUUCUGUUGCUUUUCAUGUCAAUAUAUAAAGGGAAAAAUAUAAGUGUGGGAUUUUCGUUAAGCAUGUUUUGGUUUUUUAUACCCCAGCUGACUGAAUGAUGCAGCAAAUCUAACCUUGUCAGGCUCUAAUUGGUUGCCAAUGUUUACACAAAGAGUUGUGUGCGUCCAGUCGACCUUUUUCAACCACACUAUGCCAACACAGAUUCUCAUGGUUGUUUUUUUAACGGGAUGUGGAAUGUCUAAUGCUAAUAGGCAAAGAUCUCUGGAUUUGGAGGUUUUAGGGAUCACAGGUACACAACUUACCAGAGCCGAUGUACGUUACUCACACCUUAAAACUGCUGUUUGGUUCAAGUUAAGAUCCUGGGCCAAAUCCUUUAGUAAAGAAAGGAUCUCUGUUUGAAAUUAUACCCACAAUAUGAUGAUAGUCUCCAUUAUUUCCUCAUAUCAUGCACAAAUACAACAGAAAAUGUUUUGCACUGCUGUCACCUAAAGUUGUUAACUUAAAAACUUACAAAAUGUCAAAUUUGUCUCCAUCUACACAAAUAAAUUAUAUUUUUAAGUCUACAACAUGUAAUAAGAUGUGACACUGAAAUGCAAAUCUAAUAAUUUUGUAUGGUUUCACUGUCAUUAACGGCCUAGUAGCUGUUACACAUGCUGUAAACCUACAGCGGGGCUUUAACUUGCAAAAAAUGCAAAUGUUCUGUCCAUCUACACAAACAAAAUGUUUUUAAUGUCUGCUAUUUGUCCUUUUUGUAGAAUGUAUUCUGUGAUGGACAACCUGUUUGACGCACAUAAGGACUUUUAAGUGAUGUACAGAGAGGACUAAACUGUUAUUUCCUCAUAAAUUGUUUCCGAGUCAAAUUUCUAUUUAAAAACAGAACUGACUGUGUCUUUUUUACAUUUUUAAGAUAACAUUCUUUUUGAUUGAGACAAAAGAGGAAGUAUAUUAGUUCUUUCACAUUUAAUGUCACAAAAUGGCCUUUAGCUUUGUGCUCCAGAAAUGUAAUGAGAUGUAAAGUCAUUAAUAACAGACUUGAAAAAAAAUAUGGCAUUGAAGUGCAAAAACAUAGUAAUUACUGAUCUUUUGUAAUCAUUAACUAGUAUUUGUUACUGAUGCUGCUUUAAAAGACAAUUUACAAUGCAAUAAAGAAUAACUAUGAUUAAGUAAAUGAGCUGUUGAUCUCUGGUUCAGUUUUGAAUUUAAUGUGAAUCAGUGUAUGUAUAUGAAAUGAAUGUAUUUUUGACAGUUAUGUACCUGUUUUUUCAAUAAUCUAACUUUUAACAUGUUUAAAUCUAGAUUUUCAAAGAUUCCUUAGUUUAGAGGUUAUUGUUUUUACUGUUUUGUGUGAUUUGUUUUACAUCAUAUCUCAUUAUAAUGUGUCAGUAUAGAAUAUUAGUAGUUUUUUAAUGAUACUGGGAAGAGCAAGCAGUGUGAUAAUGUGUGAUUAACCUCAUUGUUGGAUUUGUUUUGCAGAUUAAAGCAUUGAAGAUUGUGUUUGUCAUCAAACAUGAUACAUAAAUAAACUGUUAGAAAUUA
This is a messenger RNA of Girardinichthys multiradiatus, 5014 nucleotides long. Its product is annotated as sodium- and chloride-dependent GABA transporter 2-like. Gene Ontology annotation, cellular component: membrane. Lineage: Eukaryota; Metazoa; Chordata; Actinopteri; Cyprinodontiformes; Goodeidae. The transcript has 15 exons. The record is from RefSeq and is a predicted model, not a curated record. The coding region runs from base 352 to 2124 and encodes 590 amino acids. Gene Ontology annotation, biological process: sodium ion transmembrane transport.